AUGGACCUCCACAAACCUCCCCCCUCGCCUCCCCCUCGCCUCCCCCUCGCCUCCUCCUCGCCUCCCCCUCGCCUCCUCCUCGCCUCCCCCUCGCCUCCCCCUCUCUCUGGUACCGGGCCCAGCUCUAAUGACCAGAAGGAGAAGGAGAAGGUGGAGGAGGAGGAGAGGGAGAGGAAUAAGGAGAUGGUGGAGGAGAGGGAGAGGAAGGAGGAGAGGGAGAGGAAGGAGGAGAGGGAGAAGAAUAAGGAGAAGGUGGAGGAGGAGGAGAGGGAGAAGACGGAGGAGAAGGUGAAGGAGGAGGAGAGGGAGAAGAAGGAGGAGAAGGUGAAGGAGGAGGAGAGGGAGAAGAAGGAGGAGAAGGUGAAGGAGGAGGAGAGGGAGAAGAAGGAGGAGAAGGUGGAGGAGGAGGAAGGAAAGAAGAAGGAGGAGAAGGUGGAGGAGGAGGAAGGAGAGAAGUAG
This is a messenger RNA of Knipowitschia caucasica, 459 nucleotides long. The record is from the annotation of a GenBank genome assembly. NCBI's taxonomy places the organism in Eukaryota, Metazoa, Chordata, Actinopteri, Gobiiformes, Gobiidae.